Molecule: messenger RNA, 3261 nt
Organism: Penicillium brevicompactum
Lineage: Eukaryota; Fungi; Ascomycota; Eurotiomycetes; Eurotiales; Aspergillaceae
Gene: mph1
Product: 3'-5' DNA helicase
Exons: 1
Coding region: 1-3261 (1086 amino acids)
Biological process (GO): interstrand cross-link repair; replication fork reversal; double-strand break repair via synthesis-dependent strand annealing
Molecular function (GO): four-way junction DNA binding; hydrolase activity; four-way junction helicase activity
Source: RefSeq, a predicted model, not a curated record
AUGUCGACGGAUUCGGAGUCGGAUUAUUUUGAUGAUGAUGAUGACUUUGUAGUCCCGUCUACCCCAGAUGGUCCCUCCCGUGCCUCCAAACGCCGACGCGUUGAAACGGAGCGAGACGAAGACGGCACUUCUAUCGAUUCGUUCUCAGAUGGUGAAUUACCAGCGCAACGAGGAUAUUCACCUAUCCAAUUUGAAGAAAAUCAAGGCCGCUCCAAAAAUAAAAGUUGUGUCUUGAAAAAUGCUCAGGUACCGAACGACAUGUUCGUCACCCAACUCACGCAGCCAUCUUCGAGCCCCGAACGAAUACGAGGUCCACGAUGGCAGAAGCCUAGUGCCAAACCCCCUCCGCCGAAAUUUGAUCAGCCCUCGAGACAAAGUGAACAGGGGACACGUGAGAUGGCUCAGGACGAUGAGGGACUGAGGGCUGCCAUCGCGGCUUCCUUGGACUCAUUUGAGGAAGAGAACAUAAACAGAGCGGCCUUCCAGCCCAGGAGCUUUUCAAACAAUCGCCCACCAGUCCCUGCGCCCCACCAACCGGCAAAUGCAGAUGGUCCAGUAGAUGAUCCGUUUGAUCUCGCGGGCAUACCCGACGAUGCCUUUGACUCUUCUCCAUCUUUAUCGCCUGUAACGAGGCCAGCACCACCUGUCCCUGCGCAAGCCAAUCAAGCCAGAGCUCCAAUCCGACAACCUCACCUGAGACAAAGCACUCUGUACGGCAUGAUCGCAACAGACCCCGAGCCCUCGGCACCACAAGAGCCAGGCCCUUCACAGAGGCCUGAACCGCCCACCCAACACAAACUUGUAAAAGAUGCCAUGGACACAUGGAUCUAUCCUACAAAUCUCGGCAAAACGAGAGAUUAUCAGUUUAAUAUCACUCAGGCAGGUCUGUUUCACAAUUUGCUCGUGGCUCUGCCAACUGGUCUGGGAAAGACAUUCAUUGCAGCCACCAUUAUGCUCAACUGGUUUCGAUGGACGGAAGACUCGCAGAUUGUCUUCGUUGCGCCUACCAAGCCUUUGGUCUCCCAGCAAGUGUCAGCUUGUCUCGACAUCGCAGGCAUACCCCGCUCAGAUUCAACAAUGCUUACUGGUGGGGCGUCCCCUGGCAUACGUGCAGAAGAGUGGAAAGCGAAGAGGGUUUUCUUCAUGACACCCCAGACUUUGAUGAACGAUCUGAAGACCGGAAUCGCGGACCCAAAACGGAUUGUCUUGUUGGUUGUCGACGAAGCCCACCGCGCGACGGGCGCCUACGCAUAUGUUGAAGUCGUCAAAUUCCUUCGUCGUUUCAACAACAGCUUCCGUGUCCUGGCACUUACAGCCACCCCAGGAUCCACAGUUGAGUCCGUUCAGGAAGUCAUCGAUGGCUUGGACAUAGCACGAGUUGAGAUCCGUACCGAAAACUCAAUUGACAUCCGGGACUACGUUCAUGAUCGCAACACCGAGAUCGAAAUAUUCGAAAACUCAGAUGAGAUGAUCUUCUGCAUGGAUCUUAUGUCCGAAGCUUUGAAACCCUUGCUCGAACAACUCCACACCCUCAACGCAUACUGGGGACGAGACCCCAUGGGACUCACUGCGUACGGUCUCACAAAAGCGAGACAGCAGUGGAUGUUAUCUGACGCUGGCCGAAAUGCCAAUUUUGGCCUCAAAGGUAAAGUGAAUGCCAUCUUCACCGUUCUUGCCAGCUUGGCCCAUGCCAUCGAUCUGUUGAAAUACCAUGGGAUCGUGCCAUUCUACAAACAUGUCAAUCACUUCAAGUCAGGCAUGGAGGGACAGAAAGGCGGAGGCGGUAAAUACCAGAAGCAAGUUGUACAGCAUGAGAGUUUCAAGAAAUUAAUGGGUCACUUGGAACCCUGGAGCAAGAACCCAGAGUUUAUUGGUCACCCAAAGCUGGAGUACCUGAAGUCAGUCAUCCUGAACCACUUCAUGGACAGAGGCGAAGGAAAAGAGACUGCCGAUGGAACAAGCCAGCCUGCAACACGAGUCAUGAUCUUUGUGCAUUUCCGUGACAGCGCGGAGGAAGUCACGAGAGUACUCAAAAGGUAUGAGCCUAUGAUUCGGCCCCAUGUCUUCGUCGGUCAAUCCAGCGCCAAAGGCUCCGAGGGCAUGGACCAGAAAACCCAACUCCAAAUCAUCGAAAAGUUCAAGAAAGGGACAUACAAUACCAUUGUGGCUACCUCGAUUGGCGAGGAAGGAUUGGAUAUUGGAGAAGUCGAUCUCAUCGUGUGUUACGACUCGUCGGCAUCGCCAAUUCGAAUGUUGCAGCGCAUGGGUCGAACGGGCCGUAAGCGGGCCGGUAACAUCACUCUGCUAUUGAUGAAGGGCAAAGAAGAAGACUCUUACGUCAAAGCCAAAGACAACUACGAAAAAAUGCAACAAAUGAUCGCUAGCGGAUCGAGAUUCACAUUCCACCACGAUCGUUCUGCCCGCAUCUUGCCUGCGGGAAUCCGCCCUGUACCGGACAAGCGACAGAUUGAUAUUCCCCCAGAGAAUUCACAACAAGAGCUACCAGAGCCGAAACGCAAGGGCCGGGCACCAAAGCGACCACCCAAAGUCUUCCACAUGCCAGAUGGCGUAGAGACGGGGUUCACUCGAGCUUCGGCCUUGGAUGGCGACAAACCCAAGAAACCCGCAGCCAAAAAAGCUGCACCCAAGAAAGCUCCAGCCCCGAAAAAGCGACCACGGACACCUACGCCUGAACCUGUUGAUGUUCCCCCUCUCGACGAUGUAGUCCUCGACGCGAGUGCGCAGAAAGACUUGGAAAUGCACUACCAGAACGUCGGGGGUACUUCCCCGCAAACCAUUCGAUUCCCUCGCAACGACGCCUUUCCAAACUUGCAGCUUGUCCCUCGACCUACCAACAGCGUCACACACGGUUCACACACAAAGCGCAUAGUAGCUGCGAUGAAAAAGAUGGGCGAGGCCGACGCCAGUUGUGAUCGUCGAUUCAGAGAAAUCCUCGCUCGCGAACCCCCAGUUUCGGACAAGUCGAGUCUUUUGUAUGAGGAGCCUCCGGCAAAGAAGCCUGCAGCAAAGAAGCCACGAAAUGCUGCUAAGACUCCAAAAACGCCUGCCAAGUUGAAUUCUAAACACACUCCAGCAACAGGCCACACAAUCCCCGCUGGCGGGGAGGUCUUUUCGUUGCUAUCUCCUGAGCCUGAACCCAAAAGCACGACUUUUGGCCUGGAUGAUGAUUUUGAUGAUGAUUCUGAUUUUGACCUACUUGAUCCUAGCGAGUUGUUCAGUAGUGGUCGCAAGAAAGCAUGA